GCCCCGCAACUGCAGCCGGAGCCGGAGCCGCCCUGUUGCCGCGGGACCGGGGCCGCUGGGGUCCGGACAGGGGUAGCCAUGGAGCAUCUCAGGCAGAACUGGGCCCAAAGCCAGCCUUCCUAGCUAGAUCCGAUUCAUUCUCAUCCAGAACCGGGCAGGCAAGACGCGCCUGGCCAAGUGGUACAUGCAGUUUGAUGAUGACGAGAAGCAGAAGCUGAUCGAGGAAGUGCACGCCGUGGUCACUGUCCGAGAUGCCAAGCACACCAACUUUGUGGAGUUCCGGAACUUUAAGAUCAUUUACCGACGCUACGCUGGCCUGUACUUCUGCAUCUGCGUGGACGUCAAUGACAACAACCUGGCCUAUCUGGAGGCCAUCCACAACUUUGUGGAGGUCUUGAACGAGUAUUUCCACAACGUCUGUGAACUGGACCUGGUGUUCAACUUCUACAAGGUUUACACGGUCGUGGACGAGAUGUUCCUGGCCGGCGAAAUCCGCGAGACCAGCCAGACGAAGGUACUGAAGCAGCUGCUGAUGCUGCAGUCCCUGGAGUGAAGGCCGCCCGCUCGCCGACCCUCCCUCAGCCGCCCUGGAGGAAGGGACCCAGCUGGGUCUGGGCCACAAGGGAGGAGACUGCCCCCGACUGCCUCUGGGCUGUCAGUGUCCAGAGUCACCACGCUGUUGUCGUGUGAUGCUGUGAGUGUGUGUGGAGCCCCCAAUAAACCCGCGGUCCUGCCUGG
This is a messenger RNA of Sciurus carolinensis (gray squirrel), 738 nucleotides long. RefSeq names its product adaptor related protein complex 2 subunit sigma 1 (gene Ap2s1). The record is from RefSeq and is a predicted model, not a curated record. NCBI's taxonomy places the organism in Eukaryota, Metazoa, Chordata, Mammalia, Rodentia, Sciuridae. Gene Ontology annotation, cellular component: membrane coat; AP-2 adaptor complex; intracellular membrane-bounded organelle. The coding region runs from base 185 to 553 and encodes 122 amino acids. Gene Ontology annotation, molecular function: clathrin-cargo adaptor activity. The transcript has 6 exons. Gene Ontology annotation, biological process: intracellular protein transport; clathrin-dependent endocytosis.